Melanaphis sacchari is the source of this 1124-nucleotide messenger RNA. Its product is annotated as beta-1,3-galactosyltransferase 6-like. NCBI's taxonomy places the organism in Eukaryota, Metazoa, Arthropoda, Insecta, Hemiptera, Aphididae. Gene Ontology annotation, molecular function: UDP-galactosyltransferase activity. The coding region runs from base 116 to 1027 and encodes 303 amino acids. Gene Ontology annotation, biological process: glycosaminoglycan biosynthetic process. Gene Ontology annotation, cellular component: membrane. The record is from RefSeq and is a predicted model, not a curated record. The transcript is spliced from 3 exons.
ACACUCGUCCCCUGCAGACGGCAAUGAACAUAUCUCAAUCUCAGUAUAUUUUAGCCAUGAUUCGAGUAUAGAUAAAGAUAACAAUUGGUUAUUAUUUGGCAUUAUUUAGUAACAAAUGUUAUUGCAUAAAAAACAUCUCACGUAUUAUUUCCUGGCAAGCUUUUCAUUUAUUCUAGGAUGCACAUUAACAAUGUUUGUUUUGCAUCCAAUGACAUCAAAACCAAAUACUUCACCGUAUCUAUAUAGAUUUAAAUUGCUUGUACUUAUCGUAUCAGCUGUAAAAAAUCGAAAUCAUAGAGAUGCUAUACGUGAAACAUGGGCUGAAAAAAAAGAAGAUGUUAAAAUAUUUUUUGUUGUAUCAAAAGACGAAUCUAUAAAUGCUGAAAAGCUGGUACAUGAAGACAUAUUGGAGGUAGAUGAAAAAGAUGAGUAUAGAAUGCUCACUCAUAAAAUAAUUGCAUCAUUUUCCAGUGUAUAUAAUUUAAACUUUGAUUAUUUGUUAAAAUGUGAUGAUGACUCUUUUGUAAAUUUGCCAUUAAUUGUCAAUGAGUUAGAACACAUGCCUAAAAAUAGAUUUUAUUGGGGAUAUUUUAGUGGUGAUGCAAACGUUAAAAAAAGAGGUUUAUUAAAAGAAACUGAAUGGGUAGCAUGUGAUAAAUAUUUGCCAUACGCCCUGGGAGGUGGCUAUGUUCUAACUAAAGAUCUUAUCAUCUUUAUAGUGAAGAAUCGAGAUUACCUAAGUUUAUUUGUUUCUGAAGAUGUUUCUGUUGGGGCUUGGUUAAGUCUGUUAAAUAUUACUAAAAAACAUGACCGGCGAUUUGACACAGAAUGGAUAAGUCACGGAUGUAAUAAUGAUUAUUUAAUAACACAUAAACGUAGUCCUAAAAUGAUGAGACUACACUGGUCGAACAUUAUUCAGACUGGAAAAUUGUGUGAUAAAGAGUUCAAAAACAUGGAUUCCUAUGAGUAUAACUGGUCAGUGAAGCCAUCUCAAUGUUGUAUUAGAAAUUCUUCUUUAUUUCCAUAAGUUAUUUUUAACAUAAAAAGACUGGAAAAAUCAUUAACUUAAUUAAUUUGAAAAAACUUACAUAUAGAUCAACAAUACUACUUUAAUAUAGAAAUUA